Vitis riparia (riverbank grape) is the source of this 3600-nucleotide messenger RNA. RefSeq lists its product as uncharacterized. NCBI's taxonomy places the organism in Eukaryota, Viridiplantae, Streptophyta, Magnoliopsida, Vitales, Vitaceae. Gene Ontology annotation, biological process: signal transduction; recombinational repair. The record is from RefSeq and is a predicted model, not a curated record. Bases 454 to 3489 code for a protein of 1011 amino acids. The transcript has 2 exons.
CUUUCUAUUGCAUUCGCUUUCACAUUCACUCAAAUCUCCUGUUUGUCUGGCUUUUUUUUCUCAACCAGCUGUGUCUCAAAUUUUGGCGACUAGGUUUUUACAGCGAGAAGAGAAUGAUUUAUGGGGCAAAGUUUUUCGCAAUUUGAAGUGUUUAUUUGAUUGGAUUUGUAUUUCUGAGGAGUAUGUUUAUCGAUUUGAGUUUUUUUUUUCCCUUUCCUAUGGUAGAGCAAACUCAGAAAUUUGGGUUGUUCAAAAUUUGAAUUUGUUUUUGUGUGUAUCACUGGUUUUGAGGAAGUGGGUUGCUUGAUUUGAUGACAGAAGCUUGAAUCUAGGAGACCUUUUCAGGAUUUCAAGCCAACCAAGUUUUCAGAUCUGAAUCAUCAUGGAAUUUUUGUUCUAUUCUUUUUAACUGAGAGACUGCAUGGGUUUCAUCUUUUGAAGGCAGGAAAUGAUAUGAGCAUGGAUCUUGGAGAAGAAAGUUCCCGGUUUUUGUCGUUACCAGCCACAACUUCAAGGAAUUUGUCGUCUUCCUCGUCAACAUUCUUUUCAGCCAAUCAGUCUCCAUUUUUCUCUCCAAGAUCACCAACGUGCCAAUUAUCUGAAUCGACACUAUCAGACAUUCCAUGUGACAAUAUUCAGCUAAGUGCUGAUCCCCUCAGUACUGUGUUAAGUGCUGAUCCCCUCAGUUCCAGCUCAGGAAAUCCUGAUCCUCAAUCUCUAAAAAAUGUCCGGUUUACCUUGUCAAACAUGUCAAUCAUCCCAGGAUCUCGUGUUUCAAGUGAUUUUCAGAAGUUCAAUCGUGUUUCUCCCUCAACUGGCAUUUCCAAUAGUACCACCAUGUCCAAUCACAGUCAUGGCCAUGGCAAUGGUUAUUCUCAGCAUACAGAGAAACAGAAAAAGCUUGGGAGAAGCCAUGGAAUCUCGUUUGCGCCAACUUCAGCUUCAUUUUCCUCUAAUAGAUUGAGGAGCUGUGAUGUCUUCAUUGGUUUGCAUGGUAGAAAACCACCUUUGCUGAGGUUUGCUAAUUGGCUCCGUGCUGAGUUGGAAGUUCAAGGAAUGAGCUGCUUUGUAUCUGACAGAGCUCGGUGUCGGAACUCAAGAAAACAUGGCAUUGUUGAGAGGGCAAUGGAUGUUUCUACUUUUGGGGUUGUAAUCUUAACUAGAAAGUCUUUUAGGAAUCCAUACACCAUUGAGGAACUGCGAUUUUUCUCAGGAAAGAAGAAUUUGGUCCCAUUAUUCUUUGAUUUGGGUCCGGAUGAUUGCCUUGUCAGGGAUAUAGUUGAGAAGAGGGGAGAGAUGUGGGAAAAACAUGGGGGAGAGCUAUGGCUUUUGUAUGGAGGUUUAGAGAACGAAUGGAAAGAAGCAGUAAAUGGCCUUUCUCGGGUGGAUGAUUGGAAACUGGAGGCUCAAGAUGGUAAGUGGAGAGAUUGCAUACUGAGGGCAGUCACACUUCUGGCUAUAAGGCUUGGAAGGAGAAGCGUUGUGGAGCGGUUGACUAAAUGGAGAGAGAAGGCAGAGAAAGAGGAGUUUCCCUUCCCUCGAAAUGAGAAUUUUAUUGGUAGGAAGAAAGAAUUGUCCGAGCUUGAAUUUAUACUUUUUGGUGAUGUCAGUGGAGAAUCAGAAAAAGAUUAUUUUGAACUUAAAGCUAGACCUAGGCGGAAGAAUUUGACAAUUGGGUGGAGUAAGGGAAGUUCAGUUGAGGAAAGACGGAGGGAACAACAUAUGGAGAGUGGACACAGGAAAGGGAAACAAGCUGUGGUAUGGAAGGAGUCAGAGAAGGAAAUUGAGAUGCAAAGUUCUGAAUUCCCUCAAAGGCAGUACUCUUUGAGGUCAAAGAAUGGAGGAAAGUAUGGGAGAAGUAGAAGAUCCGCCAAAAUUUUGUAUGGAAAAGGAAUAGCUUGUGUAUCAGGCGAAUCAGGAAUUGGAAAGACCGAUCUUCUUCUUGAAUUUGCUUACAGGUAUCACCAAAGGUACAAGAUGGUAUUAUGGGUAGGCGGGGGAAGUAGAUACAUUCGCCAGAAUUAUUUAAAUCUAUGGUCAUUUUUAGAAGUUGAUGUGGGGAUUGAGAAUUGCUCGGAGAAAAGCAGGAUAAAAAGCUUUGAGGAGCAUGAAGAAGCAGCCAUUUCUAGAGUUCGAAAAGAGCUCAUGCGGAACAUCCCAUUUUUGGUAGUGCUUGAUAACCUAGAGAGUGAAAAGGAUUGGUGGGAUCAGAAACUUAUAAUGGAUCUUCUUCCCCGGUUUGGUGGAGAUACUCACUUUAUAAUUUCCACACGCCUUCCUCGCAUAAUGAACUUGGAGCCUUUGAAACUCUCUUACCUAUCUGGGGUUGAGGCUAUGUCUUUAAUGCAGGGAAGUGUCAAAGAUUACCCUAUUGUGGAAAUUGAUGCUCUCAGAGUUAUUGAGGAGAAACUUGGGAGGCUCACUUUAGGCCUUGCAAUUGUAGGAGCAAUUCUAUCCGAGCUUCCUAUAAAUCCAAGCAGGCUCUUGGAUACAAUUAAUAGAAUGCCUUUGAGGGACUUGACCUGGAGUGGAAGAGAGGGUCAUUUAUUGAGACGGAAUACCUUCCUCUUCCAACUGUUUGAAGUUUGUUUCUCAAUAUUUGAUCAUGCUGAUGGCCCAAGGAGUUUGGCGACUAGAAUGGUUCAGGUGAGUGGUUGGUUUGCACCCUCAGCAAUUCCCAUUUUCCUAUUAGCUCUAGCUGCUAACAAGGUCCCUGAGAAGCACCAAGGCACUAGGUUGUGGAAGAAGUUUUUGCAUUCCUUAACUUGUGGCCUUACAUCAUCCUACACCAAGAGAUCAGAAGCUGAAGCGUCUUCCAUGUUGUUGAGGUUCAAUAUUGCUAGAAGCAGUACCAAGCAAGGUUAUCUCCAUUUCAAUGAACUCAUCAAGCUUUAUGCCCUCAAAAAAGGAGUAACUGGAGUUGCACAGGCCAUGGUUCAAGCAGUAAUUAGUCGUGGGUCUAUUUCACAACAUUCAGAACAUUUAUGGGCAGCAUGUUUCUUGCUAUUUGGUUUCGGGAAUGAUCCCAUUGUGGUUGAGUUAAAGGUGACGGAAUUGUUAUUUCUUGUAAAAGAAGUGGUUCUCCCUCUUGCAAUUCGGACAUUCAUCACAUUUUCACGGUGCAGUGCUGCUCUAGAACUCCUUCGGCUAUGCACCAAUGCACUGGAAGCAGCAGAUCAAGCAUUUGUCACACCAGUAGAGAAGUGGCUGGACUCAUCGCUUUGUUGGAAACCCAUCCAAACUAAUGCUCAGUUAAAUCCUUGCCUUUGGCAGGAACUGGCACUCUCGAGAGCAACCGUGCUGGAAACUAGGGCUAAGCUAAUGCUAAGAGGGGGGCAAUUUGACAUAGCGGAUGAUCUAAUUCGAAAAGCUGUUUUUAUUAGAACUUCUAUCUGCGGUGAUGAUCAUCCAGACACCAUAUCUGCUCGUGAAACUCUGAGCAAGCUCACAAGGCUUCUUGCAAAUGUUCAAAUUCAUACAUCCCCAUAGAUUCUAAUUUUCUUGUAAGAAAGAGUUUACAUUAGACGUAUACAGAGAUCUGGAAUAAAACUUUGUUAAACAUUUUAGAGGAAAUUCUUUUAUACCAUUUUCUUUUCUGAA